AUUUAAACUACGUCAUUGAAAACAGCUUUAUGUGGUGCAAGAAAACAAAAAAAAUACGUACUUGACCACAUCCUUCACCACCAUGCCCUUUCUCGCGGGUAAAACCGCCAUCGUGACCGGUGCAGGCAAGGGUCUUGGCCGCGCCCUCGUCGCCGGACUUGUCGAAGGCGGAUGCGGGCUUGUUAUCGGGAUAACGCGAUCCGCCGAUGAUUGCGCAUCCCUCGAAUCCGAAUACGGCAAGGAUCGUGUCGCAGCCAUACAGGGAGACCUAGGCAAGGACCCGGCAAAAGCGAUGGAUGCAGCUCUCGAAGUGUUGCAGCAGAAGGGGAUGGAGUUGCAUUUUCUCGUGAAUAAUGCAGGGAUCUCGAUUCCUCAAAAGAUGAUGGACGUAACAAAAGCAGCGUUUGAUGAGGUGAUGAGCGUGAAUGCCUAUGCGCCUUUGCUGUGUACGCAGAAAGCAGUCAAGAAGAUGCUCGAAACGGGAAACGAACAACCCGGGAAAGCGAUAGUAACUUCCUUGACAUGUUGAUUAACGCUCUGCCUCGUUAAAGUCAAGUGUGGCCCUUUAUAGGGCAGGCUACGAGGUGACCUGGUAUGACAUUUAAGCUACCCAGACCUGCUCCUGCCAAAAACGAGUCACUUCUACCACCGUCAACUGUGCCAGGUAAACAUCUCUUCGCAAGCGAGCCUCUUCUCAUUAGAAGAGCAUACGACGUAUAGUAUGAGCAAAGGAGCGAUCGAUUUGCUGACGAAGACGGCCGCACUGGAGCUAGGACCACAUAAGAUUCGAUGCAAUGCGGUCAAUCCUACGGUACUUUUUUCGUAUCACAUUCAUUACACGACAUGGCUCUUGCAUACUGUAUAAUUAGGCGGAUUCCUCUUGUACGUAGAUGUUCUUCUGCAGUGCUCGACCACCUGCACUGCAUCAUCUACUUCCACUCCCGUUUUUGACAUGAGGUAAUCAUGACCCCCAUGGGCAAGAAAGUUUGGGGAAAUCCAGAAAAAGGAGGACCGAUGUUGACGAGGAUACCUCUAGGCCAGUUUGCUGAGGAGAAGGACGUGGUGAAGCCGGUGCUCUUUCUCCUGGAUACGGAACAGAGUGGGAUGGUGAACGGUGCGACGGUACCCAUAGAGGGGGGGAUGAUUGCUGUGUGCAAGAUGAAGUAGUUGUGGUUGGAGGGAUUUCUCUAGAGGGCAGGAAGUUUUUGGUUUGCGGGAAUGGAAGGACUGAGAACUGAAAACGUGAAUGCUUCACACAGCGCGCUAACUUUUUAUGGCAGAUGGACACGCAUACUAGAGUUUUUCAAGGGAAUCAUCGAC
Molecule: messenger RNA, 1320 nt
Organism: Amoebophrya sp. A25
Lineage: Eukaryota; Dinophyceae; Syndiniales; Amoebophryaceae
Source: the annotation of a GenBank genome assembly